AUGUCCGACUCAAGAAAAAAGCUGGCUCUGGCCAUCAUUGAUUUCCUCAACACCUCCCUCAAGGAUGGCACUCUCCAAUCUGAUGACUCGGAGUCCAUUGAGAUUGCAACUUCAUGCAUCGCCGAAGCAUUCCAUGUCGAUCCUACCGACAAGACUGCCAUGACUCAGGCUCUGGGCGGACAGAACCUUCUCAGCAUCUAUGGAGUGUACGAGAAGCUGAAGGGCAAGAGCACUGCCAGCACCGAAGGUCCCAGCAGUGCUAAGGAGGGCCGCCCUGCUACUCCUACUGGCUCUUCCAAGGGCGCCAACGAGAAGUCGAAUGCUCCUACUAGCGAAUCCGAGUCUCUCAAGGCUCAAGGAAACGCCGCCAUGCAGAAGAAGGACUAUGCCACUGCCAUCGACUACUACACCAAGGCCCUCGAGAUUGCCCCCCUGAACACCAUUUACCUCUCAAACCGCGCCGCCGCUUACUCGGGUGCUGGUCAGCACGAAUCCGCCAAGAACGAUGCAGAACUCGCUACUGCUGCCGACCCCAAGUACACCAAGGCCUGGAGCAGACUCGGUCUCGCACGUUUCGCCCUUGGAGAUGCUCAGGGCAGCAUGGACGCAUACAAGGCCGGUAUCGACGCAGAGGGUAAUGGAGGCAGUGAUGCCAUGAAGCGUGGUUAUGAGACUGCCAGAAGAAGAGUUGAAGAGGAGGGCGGUGUCGAGGAGACUUCCCGCGGUGCUCCCGCUGGUGGUGCCGGUGGCAUGCCCGAUCUUUCAUCCCUUGCUGGCAUGUUUGGUGGCGGUGGUGCAGGUGGUGCUGGCGGCAUGCCCGAUUUUGCCAGUCUCAUGCAGAACCCUAUGAUGCAGCAGAUGGCCCAGAACCUGAUGAAGGAUCCCAACAUGAUGAACAACCUGAUGAGCAACCCUCGCGUCAGAGAGAUGGCUGACAAGUUUGGCGGCGGUGGCGGUGCCGGUGGCCAGGGCGGCAUGCCCGACCUCUCUAGCUUGAUGAACGACCCCAACAUUGCUGAGAUGGCAAAGAACUUCAUGGGAGGCGCUGGCGGUGCUGGAGGUGCUGGCAGAUAG
This is a messenger RNA of Aureobasidium namibiae CBS 147.97, 1074 nucleotides long. RefSeq lists its product as uncharacterized. The transcript is spliced from 2 exons. Gene Ontology annotation, cellular component: membrane; TRC complex. Bases 1 to 1074 code for a protein of 357 amino acids. Lineage: Eukaryota; Fungi; Ascomycota; Dothideomycetes; Dothideales; Saccotheciaceae. Gene Ontology annotation, molecular function: protein binding; molecular adaptor activity. The record is from RefSeq and is a predicted model, not a curated record. Gene Ontology annotation, biological process: post-translational protein targeting to endoplasmic reticulum membrane.